Ictidomys tridecemlineatus (thirteen-lined ground squirrel) is the source of this 598-nucleotide messenger RNA. RefSeq names its product histone H2A.V. NCBI's taxonomy places the organism in Eukaryota, Metazoa, Chordata, Mammalia, Rodentia, Sciuridae. Gene Ontology annotation, cellular component: nucleosome. The record is from RefSeq and is a predicted model, not a curated record. Gene Ontology annotation, molecular function: protein heterodimerization activity; DNA binding; structural constituent of chromatin.
GAAGGCAGAGGUGGCGGAGACCAUGGCUGGAGGCAAAGCUGGAAAGGAUAGUGGGAAGGCCAAGGCCAAGGCAGUGUCUUGCUCACAAAGAGCUGGACUACAGUUUCCUGUGGGCUACAUCCACAGACACUUGAAGACUCGCACCACAAGCCAUGGACGGGUGGGUGCCACUGCUGCCGUAUAUAGUGCUGCGAUUCUGGAGUACCUCACUGCUGAGGUGCUGGAGCUGGCAGGUAAUGCUCCCAAGGAUCUCAAAGCAAAGCGUAUUACUCCACGUCACUUGCAGCUUGCAAUCCGUGGUGAUGAAGAGUUGGAUUCUCUUUUCAAGGCUACCAUAGCUGGGGGUGGUGUGAUCCCUCAUAUCCACAAAUCUCUGAUUGGAAAGAAGGGACAGCAGAAAACUGCUUAGAGGGUUGUUUUAACCAAUCCUCUUCCUCCCCGUCAUUGUACUGUAACUGGGACAGAAGAUAACAGUGGGGAUAUGUGGAAUUUUUAAAAGCAGUUAAAUGGAAAGGCAUAGACAAUUACUGUAGACAUGCUAAAAGAAACAUUUGUAUGUUCUUAGACUCGAAGUUUGAUAAAGUACCUUUUCAUGUGG